CCUCUCCUCUCCGCCCUCCCAAAGCAAAAGCAACCCAGCCCGACUCCCCCCCCAAUUUCACUUCUCUUCCCCGGCGACGUCCCCACGCCGGCCGCCCCCGCCCAGAUCGGCGCCCCCCGCACCGCCACGCUGCCCUGCCCCUGCCCCGCGCCAGCUCCCCCGCUCCCCCGUACCGUCGCCCGCGCCGGACCCUCGCCAUUCCGCGCCGCGAGGUAUCCGCCAUUCCGCCCCACUGUACCUCUAGUGUUAAUACUUUUGGGGGGUGCGGUGGUGUGGCGCCCGCGCGAGAGGGAGUGGGUGUGUGUGUAAAUAGCCGGUGGCAGAGCAUGGGGGAGGGUUCGAAGAGGCGGGCCACCCGCUCGCAAAACCCUAGCCUUGAGUCCGAGGACGAGGAGGAGGCGCGGCGGGUCAAGGAGGAGAUCGCCGAGGACCUCAACGGCGAGCCCGCGGAGGAGGAGGACGAUGAGGAGGUGGUUGUGGAGGAUGAGGAGGUGCUCAUCCCCUCCGACGACGAGGAAGACGGCGGCGGCGGGGACGACGACUUCGUCCCGCGCACGCUGGAGGAGGCCCUCGUGCCGCGGGUGGGCACGGUGUUCGACUCCGUCGACGAGGCCUUCGCGCUCUACAAGGCCUACGCCUACCGCACGGGGUUCCAUGCUGUGCGCCGCACCUGCCACAACUAUGAGGGGCUCCGCUACCGCUCCACCUUCACCUGCACUUAUGGUGGCAAAUCCCGGGCGGGCGCAGCCCCCUCUGAUGUCUCAGGCGCCCGCUACCCGCUCCGCAGCAAGCGGGGGGCGGCUGUCCAGGAGAAGAAAUCUCGGCGCGGCGCUGCCGAGAAGACGGGAUGCAAGGCGAUGCUGAUCAUCCGUGACAAGAGAGUGGAUGACAGGUGGAAGGUGGAGUCCGUCGAAUUGGAGCAUAACCAUCCUUGUACUCCAGAUAUGGUGAGGUUCUUAAAGGCGUACAGGGAGAUGCCCGAGUCUGCCAAAAAGAAGGCAAAGAUCACCAAUGAGAUGGAUGAGAUGGUGGAGAAGUCGCUGAGCGAGAUUGCUGAGACAAGGAAGUUCCCGACACGCCCCAAGAGGGGUGCAAGCGGUGGUGCUGCUGUUGGCAGCCACCACAGGUUUAGUAGGACAGAGAGUUUUGUGCAGCGUUUUGGGGAGGAUGAUCUCACUGCACUCAAGAAGUUCAUUGAAACAAUGCAACACAAGAAACCAAACUUUAUCCACAGUUGGGAUCUUGAUCGAGAAAGUCGUGUCAAGAAUUUCUUUUGGACUGACUCUAGGGCCCAGGCGCAAUACCGCUACUUCGGUGAUGUCAUUACACUUGAUGUGAUGUAUUUACAGCACUCGCGCACCAGCAUUCCAUUGGCCACGCUCCUUGGGGUGAACAACCAUGGCCAUCUUGUGCUUCUUGGCUGUGGUCUCCUGUCCGGUGACAGCAAGGAGAACUAUCUUUGGUUGUUGAAGAGGUGGUUGAGCUGUAUGAAUGGUAAUCCACCAGAAGCGAUCACAACUAGCUACUCAGAUUUCAUUGCAGAGGCCGUGGCUGAGGUGUUUCCAAAUGCAAGGCACAGGUUCUGCUUUUGGCAUAUCUUGAAGAAGCUACUUGAAAAUGUAGGACGCACACAUGAGAAAGAGGCAAUUUCCUCAAGGUUCAAGGAGGUUGUUUAUGAUAGUGUCACUCUUACCGAUUUUGAGAAAGAGUGGGGAGCAAUGGUCGACCAGUACAAUCUCAAAGACAACGAGUGGUUUUCUGCAUUGUACAAUUGUCGGAAACAGUGGGCACCUGGGUAUGUAAAUCAUUCUUUCUGGGCUGGCACUUCUGCUAUCAGGAAGGUUGAAAAACCUGAUCCAUACUUUGAUGGUGUUGUGACUAAAACUACCCUUCCUGUUUUCCUUGAGCAAUAUGAGACUACCCUGAAAGGGAAGUUGGAAAGGGAGGCGUAUGAUGAUUUACGCUCGUACUAUUCUAGACUCACUUUGCUCUCAGGGUUGCCCUUUGAGGAGCAACUUGUGGAGAUCUAUACAGUAACCAUGUUUCAGGCGUUCCAAGAUGAGAUUAAGCAAUUGAUGCAUGUUAUUUGUAAAGAGGUAGACAGAAGUGGGAGCUCGAUUACUUACAUGGUCAGUGAGUUAAUACAGGGAAAGAAGGUUGAUUACACUGUUGUCUACAACAAUUCUGACAAGGAUGUUUGGUGCAUUUGUCGCUCCUUUCCCUCACGGGGCAUUCUUUGCAGCCAUGCUUUGGCUGUUCUGAAGCAAGAGAAUGUGCUGAUGCUGCCAUCAAAGUAUAUCCUGAACCGCUGGAGGAAGGAUUUCAGAAUUCUUACUUCAUCUGCAAACACAAAUUGUACCGAAUCAGAUAGAAAUCUGAGUAUUUAUGAUGACCUCUAUUUUCGUGGCCAUGAGUAUUUUGAAGAUAUCAUUGACAUUGGAGCAAGAGAACCUGAGCUGAAGGAGUUUGUGUUGUCAGCCAUGAAGGAAGCAAAGGACAGACUGAUUAGGCCUGACCACACCCAGCAAGGUGACCAACGGGUUGACGUAAAUAUGACUGUGACUGGUCCGGUGUCCACAGAUACAAGAGUCGAUGUGAACAUGGCAUCACGCACCUCAUCCUCCCUGAUUCAUGGGGACAGAAGGGUUGAUGCGAAUAUGGCAUCAAGCGCACCAGCCCUAGUUCAUGGUGAUACCAGGACAUCAAAUGCCAUGGCCCUGAUUCAUAGGGACAGAAGAAUGGAGAUGAAAAUGCUACCCACCCACCUUAUUCAUGGAGAGGGAAGAGUCGACAUGAACAUGACAUCUUCUCACUUGAUGCAGAGGGAAAGAAGAGUGGACAUGAACAUGGUGUCAGCGCACCUGAUACAGGGGGACAGAAGAGUUGAUAUGAACCUGGCAUCACCCCACUUUAUACACAGUGACAGAAGAGUUGAUAUGAACCUGGCUUCUCCGCAUCUGAUGCACGGGGACAGAAGGGUUGAUAUGAACAUGGCAUCCCCUCACCUGGUACAGGGUGAUACCAGAGUGGAUAUGAAUAUGGUAUCAACUUCUCAGAAUGGGAUGCACACUUUUGAUUUAGUGAAUGUAAACAUGGAGAGUGGCUCUUUGCCGAUGGCCGCAACAGAUUUUAUGCAAAUGCAUCCACAUCCACCAGUUUACCAUCCAAAGCAACUUCUUGAUAUGAGGGAUCAGGUGAUGGAUGCAAAUAAGAGACCAAAUAUGGAAACCAACACUUAUUUUAUGGGAGGUGGUAUGCAUGUGGGGUAGUUCGAUUAUCUAGCUCUGUAAAACUUUGUGUUGGAAAAGGAUGCAUCCUUCCUUACUUUGCAUCUACAUGUAAUCAUGUAUGUUCUUAGAGCAGGCAAACAACUAAACAGCUAGUUCUAGUAUUGCAGAUCGACCUUGACUGUUGGCAACUCUAUUGUACCAUGUUCCCUUUUUUUGGCAGUUGUAGCAGGCUGGAUGCAUAUUAUCUUGUGCAUAUGAUAAAAAAUGAAUAACCCAUCUUAUCAUCUAGUUAGCAA
Panicum virgatum (switchgrass) is the source of this 3526-nucleotide messenger RNA. RefSeq names its product protein FAR1-RELATED SEQUENCE 6-like. Lineage: Eukaryota; Viridiplantae; Streptophyta; Magnoliopsida; Poales; Poaceae. Gene Ontology annotation, molecular function: zinc ion binding. Gene Ontology annotation, biological process: regulation of DNA-templated transcription. The transcript has a single exon. The record is from RefSeq and is a predicted model, not a curated record. Bases 327 to 3269 code for a protein of 980 amino acids.